UAUUAAAUAUAAAAUAAAGGUGUCACAAGAAAGACUAUAAUCUUUCUAAAUAUAACUUCCCUCUUUGUGGAUACAUGCACAACAUGUAAUAGAAAAUCGUUUUAAACGAGCACAUUAUAUAAAUCACAAAUACCAAUAUAUUCACUCUUUUAAACGAGCACAUUAUAUAAAUCACAAAUACCAAUAUAUUCACUCUUUUAACUUCUUUAAGUUUCAAAUUAUUAAGAUUAUUAAAAUCCUUCACGCACAAUAUUAAAAACUUUGAAUACAAUGUUUAUUAUUGGAAUACAAUUCUAAACAGUUCAUUGUCAAAUUCUCCUGACGACAAUACCUCCCGUAGCAGUGAAGUUGGAGCUCCAGCUUUAGUCAAACAAUCUGCAAGCUGUUUCUUUGUUGAAAUCCAACGAACUGUCAUUUCACUAUUGUUCACUCGCUGUCUCAGGCAAGCUAUUGGUAUCCUCAAUCCCUUGUCAUCAACAUUUUUCGAGGUUUGGAUAGCAUCAUGUAGAGACUUGCAAUCAGUCAUUACAAUGACAUCAAGUUUUCCAGAUAACAUGAUCUCACUCAGCUGAGCUUGGAUCAACUCACAUGUUUCCACUGCUUCGAUCAUUGCCCAACUCUCCGCUGCUAAAGUACUUUUACAUACUCUCCGGAUUUUUCUACUCUGCCAUAUCGUCAACAUGCACAGCAAUGAUACCCUCGAGUUUUCCUUCAUCAUACCAGAACAUGAAUGACUCAUCAUAUGACGAUACCACAACAUUUAACUUCACUAGAGUAUCACGAAGCUCAACAUACCACAUUCUAGACAUGGCAAAGGUUGUCUUCAAAACUAUGGAGUGGAAAGAAUCUGUUGUACUCUUCCUCAAAGUCCUAAAAGUGGUGUCCCCAGUGUCUGGUGUUGGAAUGAUAUCCACACUUUUCCUUUUCCUGUCUGUGGUGUACUAUGCUUUUCUUGUACCCUACCAAUGGAGAACAUACUGCUUCCCAAUAUUUUUCCUGAAUAUUGGCCUGUCCCACUGGAUUUUGAUUAACACUCUCUACAAUUAUGUUCUGUCAAUCAUCAUACACCCAGGGAGAUCAAAAGGAGUUGGUCCAUCUAAAUGCAGAACCUGUAGAACAAAUAGACCUGAACGCUCUCAUCAUUGCAGGCAAUGCGGAUUUUGUGUUCUAAUGAUGGACCACCACUGCAUGUGGAUCAAUAACUGUAUUGGCUAUUACAACUAUGGAUAUUUUAUGAGAACCUGUGCUUUUGUUCUUGUUGGUGCUGUUUAUGGAACAAUGACAAUGUGGCCAGAAGUGGUGGCAUAUUCAAAUGGAGAUUCUGUGAUGUUUGCGUUUGAUGAUCUGCCAAAUAUCUGCUUAGGAGCAUGGUGCCUGUCCUUUGCUGUCACCAUUGGGUUUACCAUUUUGAAUCUGUGGUAUAUCUCGCUGAUCAUGUCUGGUAUGACUAGCAUAGAGUACAAGCAGCUGAAAGCAUGGAAAGGAGCUGUUUCCCCUUACGACAGAGGGUCUAAAGCUAAUUUGGCAUAUGCAUAUGGAGUAAAAAGUGGAAAAUGGAGUCGACUUUUGUGGCCAUGCUAUUAUGUUCCGUAUAAUUAUUGGACUGAGGUGAAUCUUGAAAAUAUAGAGACUGAAUAA
Molecule: messenger RNA, 1638 nt
Organism: Bolinopsis microptera
Lineage: Eukaryota; Metazoa; Ctenophora; Tentaculata; Lobata; Bolinopsidae
Product: palmitoyltransferase ZDHHC16-like
Exons: 3
Coding region: 589-1638 (349 amino acids)
Molecular function (GO): palmitoyltransferase activity
Source: RefSeq, a predicted model, not a curated record